AUGGAAUCAUCUAUAAUCUUAGAGAACUUUAUGUUAUCAAGAGCAUCAUUGCAUGAAGUGAUUACGUUAGAACAAUUUGAAAGACUAUUUCCUAGAAGAGUCUUGAAAAGUACAAUUCAAAGGAUAUACGAAGAAUUGGUUGAACAACGUGAAUCUGAGUCUAUUGAGCCUGUAAAGAAUAAAAUUCAGGAGCAGUUCGACGUGCCAUUACAAGAAACUAUCGAUAAGCUUAAAAAUUCACAAACAAUAACAGUAGGAAGACAUUCUAUUAAUGAUCUAGUUACCAGAUUAGAUAAACUAGAAAAUAUUUUUGUACUACAAAAUACUCUAAUCGAUGAUCAGAUAGCAAAUGUUAUGAAUGAUAUCAAGUUAAUAUGCAAAGAGUUUAAUGAUAUAAAAUAUGGAAAUGCAUGGUUUAGGGGAAGUGACGAAACUGACAUUGAGAAGGUAAUGGAAGAAACUAUACGAAGUGUUGAUAAAUGUGACAGCAUUUUCAGAUAA
Molecule: messenger RNA, 501 nt
Organism: Debaryomyces tyrocola
Lineage: Eukaryota; Fungi; Ascomycota; Pichiomycetes; Serinales; Debaryomycetaceae
Source: the annotation of a GenBank genome assembly